UUGUGCAAGAGGAAGGAUGGUGCGGGUUGGAAUGAAUCGGACGACCACUUGCAUUACUCUUGCAACUUGGAGGAGGAAGGACCGGGUCACGUCACGUGUGGUAAUAGUCGCCUCUGUGGCUUGGUCCACUCGUCUGUCAGCACCACCCAUGGAGCUUCAUCUUCCUCCAUCCAUGUCAAUGUCGUUGUCGUUGACCUCUUUCACUCCAACACUCCCUCCGCGUGCAUACCUACAUUAUAUACGACCAGGAGAUGGAAUGGGGCGCAUCUUCGCUCACCAGGCCACACGGAACUACGUACUGUAUUAAUCAACGACCGAGAUCUGGACACCGACCGCAGGGCCGCCAUGGACUCGUCGUCGUCGCGCUGGGCCGCGCCCGCCGUGUCGGCCGGCGGCGUGCUCGCCUCGGCGGCCAUCUUCCUGCUGUGCAUGACGUUCGCCCACGCGCUCAUCUUCCUCCACCACCGCUACUUCAGCACCGGCGUCGUCGCGCCCAGCGGUCGUCGUCGGGCGCGCGCGCGGAGCGCCCGGACGGCGGCCCCGCCUGCCAAGGGCGUCGACCCGGAGCUGCUGCGGUCGCUGCAGGUCACGGUGUACCGCGCCGCGGACGACGUCGGAAUCGGAUUGGUGGACUGCGCGGUGUGCCUGGCCGGGCUCGAGGACGGGGAGGAGGCGAGGUUCCUGCCCGGGUGCGGCCACGGGUUCCACGCGGGGUGCGUCGACAGGUGGCUGGCGUCCCACACCACCUGCCCGCUCUGCCGGGUCACCGUCGUCGGCAAGCCCGACCCAGAGGCUUCGACGUCCACGAGUCUCCCUCCCGUACCUCCGGAGCCGGCGAACUACGCAGCGAACCUGCAGCUGCCGGCGAGUGUGCUGCUCGGGGUUACAGACCAGACCACGCUCGGUGCGGUGACCGCGGCCACCGAGGGAGUGCUGGUGAUCGACGUUCCGGAGUCAAUGAUGGUGGCAGCGGCCCCGCGCGACGCGUCCAAGUCUCCGGGAGUGGCCGGGCUGAGGUCGGUGAAGAGGCUGUGGAGCUUCGGGAGGCAAGGGCCGUCGGGGUCCACUACGCCCUGCGCCGGCGGCAGCGGAACGGCAGACGUAGAGCGGCGCAUUAGCAUUCGAGGAGGAGAGGCGAUUCCAGGCGGCGGAGGCGGCGGCGAGUCGCCCUCGAGCCCUUCCUCAUGCAGUCGAACAGAGUGCCAAAGAGAGAUUAGGUUUAGGUGGUCGUGGGCUAUUGGGCUCGCUCGGCUGCUCGGGGCUGCGCUCUGUCGCUCGCCGUGUCCCAGGCGUGUAUCAGCAUUCUUUUUCUUUUCUUUUAAAUAAAAAAACGGGAUACUUCUUUGAUACGCGUAUCCAAGCCGUAUCGGCCGUAUCGGCCGUAUCGGCGUAUCGGAGCCGUCCGGAACGGCGAUACGGCACUUUCCUGGCGUAUCGGUGCUACGUAGCAGAGAUCAGCUCGAUCCAGUGCCUAAGCUGCUAUAUAUGUAGGUAUAGGACA
This is a messenger RNA of Triticum aestivum (bread wheat), 1501 nucleotides long. RefSeq names its product E3 ubiquitin-protein ligase EL5-like. The transcript has a single exon. Bases 346 to 1326 code for a protein of 326 amino acids. Gene Ontology annotation, biological process: protein ubiquitination. The record is from RefSeq and is a predicted model, not a curated record. NCBI's taxonomy places the organism in Eukaryota, Viridiplantae, Streptophyta, Magnoliopsida, Poales, Poaceae. Gene Ontology annotation, molecular function: transferase activity.